CCAAGGCGCACAACGAGCUCGCCGCUCGCCUCCUUGUCCUCAACACCUCCCCUCCCCUCCUCUCCAUCCUAUUAUCCUUAGGCGACUACGCUCGAUAAAUCACUGCCGUUACGCGUCACCGCUGGCAGAGAGGAAGAAGUAGUCUGCUCAAUCUUCAAAACGCAAAAAUCCGGUCACACAUCUCUGUCCGGCCUCACCCUAUCACCUACAACCGCGCAUCAUGCCGCCCGUCUAUGUCAAGCCCGAGAACGCGUUGAGGCGUGCUGAGGAGCUUCUUGCCCUCAACACUCCUCAGUCGCAGGCUCAGGCCUUCGAAUUCCUCUCUGAGGUCUUCCUUGCUCGUCGCUUCAGAAGUGCGCCGAUCCCCACACUCGAGCCCAUUGUCAUCAAGUACCUUGACCUCUGUGUUGCACUGCAGCGCAAGAGCGACGCGCGUGAGGUGCUCGUUCAGUACAAGAACACUGCGCAGAACAUCAAUGUUGGCUCGAUCGAGAAGGUGCUCCUGCACUUCAUCGACAAGGCCGAGGCGCGCCUCACCGCCGCGAUGGAGAAGGCCGAGAAGGAGGUCGCUGCCCUUGGCGCCGCCCCGGUCGAAGCGCAGGACGACGACCUGCGCCUCCAGCCCGUGACGAUGCUCUACGACUCGUUCCUUGAGAGCGCGGGUGACCGCGAGCGUAUCGAGCGCCGCCUUGUCCACCCAGCCCAGAAGUUCACGUAUGAUGCGUACGAUGUCUCGCUCGAUAUUGCCAAGGGCAAUGACCGUCUGGAGCUCGUCUACCAGCAGAUUGCCAACCGCGCGUUUGCAUUCUGCAAGCAGCACCAGCGCAAGAGCGACUUCCGACGCCUCUGCGAGCAGCGCCUUCGCAAGGACCUCCAGAACGCGACCAAGUACUCGCACCAGGCUCACUCGAUCAACCUUGCCGACCCCGAGACUCUCUCGCGCCACCUCGACACGCGCUUCCUUCAGCUCGAGACUGCCGUUGAGCUCGAGCUCUGGCAGGAGGCCUUCCGCUCCAUCCAGGAUGUGCACGACCUCGUCGCCGGCAAGAAGGGCGCCAAGCCUUCCAUGAUGGCCAACUACUACGAGAAGCUCACCCAGAUCUUCAACGCCGAGGGUGGCAAGCAGGUCGCCGUCUUCCACGCUGCCGCUUGGAGCCGCUACUACCAGUACGCCGAGCGCGCUGGCAGCGUCAAGGAGAAUGCCCCCGCUGCUGUUCUCCUCUCGGCCCUCUCCGUGCCCCUUGGCGACGUUGAGACCAAGCAGCGCCUUAUUGCCCUCCUCAAUCUUCCUAAGAUGCCCACGCGUGAGGCGCUUGUUCGCGAUGCUGCCGCCAAACACCUCAAGCGUGUUCCCGCCGAGGUCCGCCAGCUGUACAACAUCAUCGAGACCGACUUCCAGCCCCUCAAGGCCUGCAAGCAGCUCGCUCCUAUUGUCGCUGGUCUCUCGACUGACUACGCUGCCUAUCUCCCCGCUCUCCGUGACGUUGUGCUCUCGCGCCUCAUCCAGGAGCUCUCGCAUGUCUACGAGACUGUCUCGCUCUCGCAUAUUCUCUCGCUUGUCAAGGCCUUUGACAACGGGCCCUGGGCGACCGACAUGCCUGCCCUUGAGAAGUUCCUCAUGACCGCCUCGCGUCGUGGUGACAUCAACGCUACCGUUGACCACGUCGCCAAGACCGUAAACUUCGCCACCCCUGGGGCCGACUUGCACCGUCUCUCAAACCUUGCCCUUUACCUCAACACUGCACUCAACUACCUGAACCCGGUGCCCUCGGUCACCCGCCAGGAGGCGUACGCUGCGGCGAUCGCCGACGCCGAGGAGGAGCGCAAGCGCACCGAGCACCGCCGUCUUAUCGUGCAGAAGCGCCGCGAGCUUAUGGAGGAGGCCAGCCUCCGUCGCGAGCGUGAGGAGUCGACUGCCAAGGCUGAGCGGGCCAAGCAGCUCGCCGAGGAGACUGCUCGCCGCGAGAAGGAGGCUGCCCGCCAGGCUGACAUGGACCGUCUCCAGCGCCAGAUGGAGGCGACGCGCCGCGAGGAGGCACGCAAGCUGGCCGAGCAGCUUGCCCAGAAGGGUCACCUCAAGGUCGACAUCUCGACGAUGAAGGACGAGGAGCUCGACACUUCGAAGAUUGUCGCCAUGCAGGUCGAGCACAUCGCCAAGGAGAAGCGCGAGCUCACUGAGCGCGUGCGUAUCAUCGGCAAGCGGAUGGAUCACCUCGAGCGCGCGUACCGCAAGCAGGAGCGCCCUCUUCUCGCUGCCGACUACGAGCGUCAGAAGAUCGACGACCGUGCGGCGCACGACCGCGCAAACAAGGCGGCUCGUGAGGCUGCCAUCGCUCAGCAGGCUGCCAUGCGCGAGCUCAAGGGCCGUCUUGGCCGCAUGAUGCCUGACUACCUGGUCGCGCGCCGUGCUGUCGAGUCUCAGCAGGAGAGAGAGUUCGAGGCUGCACGCAAGGCUGCCGCUGCCAAGAUCGCCGAGGAGAAGAAGCGGUAUGCUGCCGAGGUUCUUGCUCGCCACAGGGCGGAGAAGGAGCGCCGUGCAGCCCAGGAAGCGGCGGAGCGCGCGGCCGAGGAGGAGGCCCGGCGCAAGGCUGAGGAGGAGGAGCGCCUCAUCAAGGAGCGCGAGGCGCAGGAGGCCAAGGCCAAGGCCGAGAUCGAGGCGAGGAGAAUGGAGCAGGAGGCCAAGCGGGCGGAGGAGCGUGCGCGGCGCGAGAAGGAGCGCGAGCACGAUGCCGAGCUCCUCCGUCUCCGUCUCCAGCGUGAGGAGGAGGCCGAGGCGCGCCGUCGCGAGCGUUCUGCUGGUGGCUUCGCCCGCCCAACUCCUGCCGCUGCGCCGGCCGCGGCAAGCGCUGGCACCCGCCCGCCCAUCUUUGCCGCGCGCGGCGGUGCUGCCGCUGGCGGUGGCGGCUGGCGUGAGCGCGCGGCCGCGAAGGAGGCGGCGGCUCGCCAGGGCGGCGCGCCCCCCGUUGCCGCGAACGGGUCGCCUGGCGGGUCGCCCCGCGUCGGCUCCCCCGCCACCCCUGGGUCGCCCGGCUCACCAGCGCCCGCCGAGGAGAAGCCCGGCGUCUGGCGCCGCGGACAGGGGGCGCCCCCUCGCGGCGGCGGUGCUCCGCGCGGCGGCACAGCCCGCCGCUGGUGAUGAUAGAGCCUAAUAGUGUCGGUAGAUGUUAGGUUUGCAUAUCUUAGGCAAUUGGGGGGAGGAGCGUUGGAGCCGGAGCGAGGGAGUUCCGCAUUCAAGAUUUAGAAGUCUCUGCGUCGGGAGAUACUGCCACUAGUUAUGGGUUACAUCCCCUUCAAGCCCUCGGUCUCCCAUCCGAUGCCCUGCAGUCCUCGCGGUUAACAUCCUUGAGAUGGACGGCCAAGGUG
Cutaneotrichosporon oleaginosum is the source of this 3363-nucleotide messenger RNA. RefSeq lists its product as uncharacterized. Gene Ontology annotation, molecular function: translation initiation factor activity; mRNA binding. Lineage: Eukaryota; Fungi; Basidiomycota; Tremellomycetes; Trichosporonales; Trichosporonaceae. Gene Ontology annotation, biological process: translation reinitiation; formation of cytoplasmic translation initiation complex. The record is from RefSeq and is a predicted model, not a curated record. Gene Ontology annotation, cellular component: eukaryotic translation initiation factor 3 complex, eIF3e; eukaryotic translation initiation factor 3 complex, eIF3m; multi-eIF complex.